AUGCACUUAAUUAUACAAUUUGAGGAAGCCCUCUUCUCAAGACAAAUGAUAGAAUUACAACAAAAUAACAUUAACACCAUUGCGUUACAAAUCUACUGCACAAAUACUACAUUCCUAGACAUUCCAUACCGCCGCUUGUUGGCAAAGGCCUUCAUUGCCUUUAACGCUGCCAUCCCAAGGUGUAAUACUCCCACGUACUGGACUUUGCACGAGAUUCAAUUCUCAGCCAUAGCCAAGUUCUCGAGAGGCACCCAGGCCUUGGCUUCUGGUUCACGUCUCUCGAUCAGGGGAUUAGCUCCUUUGAAGACCAUCGGUGCGCCACGCGCAACACGGGGUUCGGCGUCAAAAGCAGCCGAAACAAGAACGUAG
Messenger RNA from Trichoderma virens Gv29-8, 369 nucleotides. RefSeq lists its product as uncharacterized. The record is from RefSeq and is a predicted model, not a curated record. Lineage: Eukaryota; Fungi; Ascomycota; Sordariomycetes; Hypocreales; Hypocreaceae. The coding region runs from base 1 to 369 and encodes 122 amino acids. The transcript has 6 exons.